AUGAAAUGGUUGAAAGAUGCUCGGGAAGGAAUUGUUGUUGCUGGUGGAAAUGGUCAAGGACAUAAUCUUAAUCAAUUAUCUUAUCCUACGUCAUUAAUUGCUAAUGAUUUCGGUCAAAUUUAUGUGGCAGAUUUUGAAAAUGAUCGAAUAAUGCGUUGGAGUGAAGAAAACAAAGCCCGUACAAGACGUGUUGAUGAGUCUGAUCUAGUUUAUACAAAGUCUCCAAAGAAAAUACAAAAAAUACCUUUGACAAGUGAUAUAAUUGUUGGUGAAAAUGGUAGAGAAAAUGAAUUAUAUCAAUUGGAUGGUCCUAAUGGUUUAUCUUUUGAUUGUGAAGGAAAUCUUUAUGUUACUGACUGA
Molecule: messenger RNA, 360 nt
Organism: Adineta ricciae
Lineage: Eukaryota; Metazoa; Rotifera; Eurotatoria; Adinetida; Adinetidae
Source: the annotation of a GenBank genome assembly